CUUCUCCGCCGCCAUGAGCGUCGUGGACCAUGUACGGGAGAUGGCGGCCGCCGGGCUCCACUCCAACGUGCGGCUGCUCAGCGGCCUCCUGCUCACCAUGAGCGGCAACAACCCGGAGCUGUUCUCCCCCUCGCAGAAGUACCAGCUGCUGGUUCACCACGCGGACUCCCUGUUCCACGAUAAGGAGUACCGCAAUGCCGUCAGCAAGUACACCAUGGCCCUGCAGCAGAAGAAGGCCUUGAGCAAGACCUCCAAAGUCCGGCCCUCCCCCGGCAGCGCAGCCUCCACUCCCCAGAGCCAGUGUCUGCCUUCUGAAAUCGAAGUGAAAUACAAAAUGGCCGAGUGCUACACCAUGUUAAAGCAAGACAAAGACGCCAUUGCCGUCCUGGAUGGCAUCCCUUCCAGGCAGAGGACGCCCAAGAUCAACAUGAUGCUGGCCAGCCUGUACAAGAAGACGGGCCAAGAACGUUCCUCGGUGACCAGUUACAAGGAGGUUUUGAGGCAGUGCCCGCUGGCUCUCGAUGCCAUUCUAGGCUUGUUGUCGCUCUCGGUGAAGGGUGCAGAAGUGGCUUCCUUGACCAUGAACGUAAUUCAGAGCAUCCCGAAUCUGGAUUGGCUUUCGGUGUGGAUCAAAGCGUACGCGUUUGUGCACACGGGCGAUAACACCAGAGCAAUCAACACAAUCUGCUCCCUGGAGAAAAAGUCACUCCUGAGAGACAAUGUGGAUAUAUUGGGCAGUUUAGCAGACCUGUACUUCAGAGCCGGGGAUAACAAGAACGCCAUUCUAAAAUUUGAACAGGCCCAAAUGUUGGAUCCCUAUUUAAUAAAAGGAAUGGACGUCUAUGGCUACUUACUGGCUCGGGAGGGUCGCCUGGAGGACGUGGAAAACCUCGGAUGCCGGCUGUUCAACAUCUCUGACCAACAUGCAGAGCCCUGGGUGGUCUCAGGCUGCCACAGCUUCUACAGCAAGCGCUACUCUCGGGCCUUGUACCUGGGGGCCAAAGCCAUCCAGCUGAACAGCAACAGCGUGCAGGCCCUGCUGUUGAAAGGGGCCGCCCUGCGGAACAUGGGCAGAGUGCAAGAGGCCAUCAUCCACUUCCGCGAAGCCAUCCGGCUGGCCCCGUGCCGGCUGGACUGCUACGAAGGCCUCAUCGAAUGCUACCUGGCCUCCAACGGCCUCCGCGAGGCCACCGUGAUGGCCAACAACGUCUACAAGACCCUGGGAGCCAACGCUCAGACGCUGACGCUCCUGGCCACCGUUUGUCUGGAGGACCCCGUGGCCCAGGAGAAAGCCAAGACCUUGCUGGACAAGGCCCUGAUGCAACGUCCGGAUUACAUCAAAGCUGUGGUCAAGAAGGCCGAGCUGCUCAGCCGAGAACAGAAGUACGAUGACGGGAUCGCUCUGCUCCGCAACGCCUUGGCCAACCAGAGCGACUGCAUCCUGCAUCGGAUGUUGGGGGAUUUCCUAGUGGCAGUCAAUGAAUAUCAGGAAGCCAUGGACCAGUACAGCAUCGCCUUAAGUUUGGAUCCCAAUGAUCAGAAGUCGCUGGAAGGCAUGCAGAAGAUGGAGAAAGAAGAAAGCCCCACUGACGCGACCCAGGAAGAGGAUGUGGACGACAUGGAGGGCAGCGGAGAGGAAGGGGACCUUGAAGGCAGUGACAGUGAGGCGGCCCUGUGGGUCGAUCAGGAGCAGUGGUUCCGUGGGCAGUGAGGCAGCCGUGGACGCACGAGGCGGCGCUUGACGUACAGGGGGAGAUUGGUGUCCUCAUCUUUCUUGGCAAGGACAGGAUUGAGGGCCAGGCUGAGGACCAGAACCAUUAAAAAA
Molecule: messenger RNA, 1825 nt
Organism: Protobothrops mucrosquamatus (brown spotted pit viper)
Lineage: Eukaryota; Metazoa; Chordata; Lepidosauria; Squamata; Viperidae
Gene: ANAPC7
Product: anaphase promoting complex subunit 7
Exons: 11
Coding region: 14-1711 (565 amino acids)
Biological process (GO): cell division
Molecular function (GO): protein binding
Source: RefSeq, a predicted model, not a curated record